Messenger RNA from Candidula unifasciata, 469 nucleotides. The record is from the annotation of a GenBank genome assembly. NCBI's taxonomy places the organism in Eukaryota, Metazoa, Mollusca, Gastropoda, Stylommatophora, Geomitridae.
AUGUCUGUCGGACUGGAAAAACGAAUAGAGCUUGAAAUGAGAGGUCGACCAGCAGACCAGAUUGCAGUUCUAAACUUGGACAACUGCAAGGCAAAUAAAAUUGAAGGCUUUAACAGUAAUUUUACUAAUCUUCAAAUGUUGAGCCUUAUAAAUUCAGGUCUGCAGACUCUAGAAGGAUUCCCAAAGCUUAGUAAUCUCAAGAAGUUAGAUCUCAGUGACAACAGAAUAUCAGGAGGCUUAGAUCACUUGACUGGCUGCACUAAACUAACACAUCUAAGCUUGAGUGGAAACAAGAUUAAGAAUAUGGAUAUCCUGGAUGGUUUAAAAGAUCUUCACUGCUUGCAGUCUCUGGAUUUAUUCAAUUGUGAGGUGACUAACAUUGAUCAGUAUAGAGAGAAGGUGUUUGCUAAGCUGUCACAGAUUACCUAUCUGGAUGGAUUUGAUAGAGAUGAACAGGAAGAGGCUGAUG